This is a messenger RNA of Gamsiella multidivaricata, 1972 nucleotides long. RefSeq names its product major facilitator superfamily domain-containing protein. Gene Ontology annotation, cellular component: membrane. Gene Ontology annotation, molecular function: transmembrane transporter activity. Gene Ontology annotation, biological process: transmembrane transport. The record is from RefSeq and is a predicted model, not a curated record. NCBI's taxonomy places the organism in Eukaryota, Fungi, Mortierellomycota, Mortierellomycetes, Mortierellales, Mortierellaceae. The transcript is spliced from 3 exons. Bases 219 to 1946 code for a protein of 575 amino acids.
AAGUAGCCGUUUUAAGUGCGGUAUUCCCCUCUCUUUAUCCUCUCCUUCAUAGUUCCUUUGUAAUGCUCAAGAAAAAAGAAAGAAAAAAGUAGAGUGAACAACUAAUAGCCAGUAUUCCCGCAUUCCGCUCCCAAGCUUCAGCAUCGAACAAAAAGCACUCUUCAUCCAUUCGAAAAAAAAAAAGAAAAAAAAGAAAGAAGCAAUCAGCGGGAUUAAAAAUGUCCAGCAACAACUCAACACAGACGGUCAAUGUUCAGAAGCAUUCUAGUGAAAAGAAGUGUGAAGCCAUUACGAUCGACAAACCAGGGGUAGCACGGCCGCCCCAAGAGCUUCAACCGACCAAACUAAACAGGCAAGACGAAGACGACGGUAUGCAGACAUUCAGCCAUGACAAGCUAUCGUCGAUCCAGCAAAAAAUGUCGCCUCUGAUGCUAUAUGUGGUCUCUGUCGCUCAAUUUAUCGAUAUCAUGAAUGGUUCGGCCAUGACUGUAGCGCUCGUUGAUAUCUCCAAGACUCUCAGCUUUGACAGCUUCAACACUCAGUGGAUUAUCAGCUCCUAUAUUGUCACCUUUGGAGGGUUCCUCUUACUUGCAGGUCGAGUCGGAGACAUGUACGGCCACCGUAAUGUCUUCCUCGUUGGCCAAAUCUGGUUCGGAGUUUUUUCCCUCAUCGUCUCGUUCUCGACCAACCCAGCCAUGUUCUGUGUCACCCGCGCUCUUCAGGGCAUCGGCGCCAGCAUGAGUGUCCCCACAGCCCUCGGCCUCAUCACCACAACCUUUCCUGCAGGACCCAGGCGUACGAGUGCGCUCUCGAUCUUUGGUGGUUUCGGUGCCGCCGGUGCCGUGGUCGGUCUCCUCCUGGCAGGCGCCUUGAUCUCGUCCAUGAGCUGGCACUGGAUCUUUCGGUUCUCGUCCAUCUUUUCGUUUGUGCUCUUCAUGCUUGGAUUCUUGGCUAUUCCCACAAGUCCGUUGAAGCUGAAUCAGCCCCGGAUCGACGUCGCGGGCGCGUUGACGGCCACGUCAAGUCUGAUCUGCAUCAUCUAUUACAUCUCCACGGGCUCGGGCUAUGGCUGGGCGUCUGUCCAGACCCUGCCUGUCCUGGCGGCGGGUUUGGUACUGUUGGGGUUGUUUGUCUGGAUCGAAAUGCGUCUAGUCAAGAAUCCGAUCAUGCCGUUCCGGAUCUGGCGACUCAAGAAUUUCUCAUCGGCGUUUGUGGCGAUUCUGUUCCUGCAGGGUCAGUUCCAGGGAUUCUGCUACUUUGCGACGUUGAUCUUCCAGAACGUGAUGGGGUACACCUCCAUGCAGACGUCGCUCGCGUUCUUGGCUCAUAGUAUCGCGGCCAUUAUCGCGUUCACGGUCCUGGGAAAGGUCCUACCAAGGUACCGUCUGAAGCCCUUUAUCCUGACCGGAUUCGUGUUCCGCUGUGCGGCCGCCGUCAUGUUUGGGUUUGUCACCACAAAGACUUCGUACUGGACAUUGCCGUUCCUGGGCUUGCUAGUACAUGUCGUUGGCUUGGGAACGUCGAUCCUACCGGCCCAGAUCACGGCGCUGAAGGAUGCGAAGAACGAGGACCAAGGUGUUGUCGGCGCUCUGUAUUCGACAGGUAUGCAGCUAGGUGCACCCCUCGGAUUGGCGAUUGUCACGGCCAUUUCGGAGAACUCUGUGGAUCUGAAGGGCGAGGCUGCGUCUGUGGAUCUGUUGAUGGAGAGUUAUCGUAAUGGUCUGUUUGGCGUUGCGGGCCUGGGUGUUCUGGGAAUUCUCGUUUCCAUGUUGUUGAUCCCCAAUUCGCCUGCAGCUCCCCCCGCGACUCCUAUGCCGGACCCUGCAGCGGCGCUCGAGAUUGCGCCCACACCUGCUCCUAUUGUGACAGAUGCGGACGCAGAGGCGACCGAGGAGGAUGACGAGAUAGAACAAGGGAGAGCACAUAGGGAGAAGUCGGAGGUUUAAGGAUUUCUUUUCAUACAUAGAUUUAU